AUGACUCUAAAUGUAGCCUUAAGUCUUAAACUGAAAAAUAGAUGUUAUUCUUGCCUUGGUUGUGCAGAUCUGAAUGAGCUGAAGGUCUUUGUGGACCUGGCCUCCAUCUCAGCCGGAGAGAAUGACCUGGAUGUGGAUCGCGUGGCCUGUUUCCAUGACGCUGUACUGGGAUACUCGUCUGUGCUGUACGAGCUGAAGCCAGAUGCUGGAUUCCAGGCCUUCAAGGAGGCCCUUGGGAAACUGUGGAAGGCUCUCAAAAAUGACCGCCACCUUCCCGAGAAGCUGCGAGACACAGCACGUAACCUGGAGUGGCUGAAGACAGUGAAAGAGAGCCACGGCUCAGUGGAGCUGUCUUCUCUCUCCCUCGCCUCUGCCAUCAACAAGAAAGGCCUCUACAUUAUCCGUGCGCAAAACCAGAAAAAGCUGACCUUGGACACGACCCUGAAGCUGGAGAUCUUGGAGGGGCACACGGAGCAGUCACAGCAGCAGGAGGUGCGGGGGAUGCGCUCCUACUCCCUGGAGGACCUUCAGGAGCUUCUGAACAGGCUGAUGCUGAUGUCAGGGAGAGGAGCCCAGGGGCAGAGGGGAGAGGUCGACAACUUUUCUGAGUUCAGUGUCACAAUCGACGGGAGUGGGCAAGAGCUCACCUUCGAUGAUGAAUCAUGGUUUCAGCUGUACAGGGCAGAUGGCAGGCAGCGUGUGUGGUGUCGGGUGGGUGAGCGGUUUGCUGAUGUCAGCAUUGUGAACAGAGUGGCCCAUGGUGGUGGUGGAGCGUUGACAUGUCACCCAUUGAGCAUGUUUGGGAUGCUCUGGACCAGCACGUACGACAGUGUGUUCCAGUUCCCACCAAUGUCCAACAACUUCGUACAGCUAUUGAAGAGGAGUGGGACAAUAUUCCACAGGCUACAGUCAACAAUUUGA
This is a messenger RNA of Anguilla rostrata (American eel), 921 nucleotides long. Its product is annotated as E3 ubiquitin-protein ligase rnf213-alpha-like. Bases 1 to 921 code for a protein of 306 amino acids. Gene Ontology annotation, cellular component: membrane; cytosol; nucleolus. Gene Ontology annotation, biological process: negative regulation of non-canonical Wnt signaling pathway; ubiquitin-dependent protein catabolic process; sprouting angiogenesis. Lineage: Eukaryota; Metazoa; Chordata; Actinopteri; Anguilliformes; Anguillidae. The transcript is spliced from 6 exons. The record is from RefSeq and is a predicted model, not a curated record. Gene Ontology annotation, molecular function: ATP hydrolysis activity; nucleic acid binding; ubiquitin-protein transferase activity.